Molecule: messenger RNA, 1605 nt
Organism: Dalotia coriaria
Lineage: Eukaryota; Metazoa; Arthropoda; Insecta; Coleoptera; Staphylinidae
Exons: 7
Coding region: 334-1479 (381 amino acids)
Molecular function (GO): protein binding
Source: RefSeq, a predicted model, not a curated record
AUUUUAUUCAUUUUUCGAUCGCAUCACCUGCGCCAUGCGUGUGACACAUUCAUUCAUCUCAUUUCUCAUCUGAGUAUUUUUUAUCAACUCAGAAUCAUUCAUAUAUUCAUUUAUACACAUACAAAUAAAAAUGGCCUGUCUCUAUCCAAAAGAUCCUUUAAUCAUGGAACUGAAAGGGUACACCUCCAAAUUCCUGGAGUGUUAUAAAAAGGGGGACCCUGUGACAGAUGCGCAUCCAUUGCUGCUUAGUUUAGAAGGAUGUCUCGAAAACAUUUUCUACUGUUCCAUUAAAGCGCAGACGGCACUCUUUGGCUACCUGUGGGAUGGCUCCGCAUGGAGAUGGAUAGAGAAACCAUGAAAUCGGAUGAUUUCUACAAUGAAAACUAUCAGAUCACGCAGGUCAUCGAAAGCGUCAAGCAGAGGAAAGAUGUGUUGACCCAAGAUGGACGCUUUCGACUUGCUGUGCGCUAUUGCCUCGUACGAAAAUGCCUGCAUCGUCCGAUUGAAUAUUUGCGGUCAUCAGACAAAUGCGAUAAAUAUUACGUGUCUGAUGCAAUCCUCGCCGAUGAAAUCCUUAUCGAAAUACUGCUCUCCGUGAUCUACCAAUUGAACAUCGUAGAUUUUAAGUUAGACUUAGAAAAUUCAGCGUUUUUGGACCUCUCGUGGGAGUUACCACGAAUUAUCAACGUCGACUUGGUCCCCAGUAAAGAUCUUGGCAUCUCUGUUAAAUAUGCAGGAGAAAGACCCAUCAUUACGAAGAUUCGUGCCAACAGCGUUGUUCAUGAAUCUGCUGAUAUCAAUAUCGGGGACGUCAUCGAAUGCAUCAACAACGUACCAGUGCUCUCGGUAGCCCAUGGAAGCCUCAACACUUUAUUAAAAACUUCACGUAUCCAACCUGUGACCUUGCGAUUAAUCAAAGCCAUUACUGAUCCAACUAAAAAUACCAUACAUCCCGCAAUGAUCCAACUCUACAAGGAAAUUCAACUGGACCCGGAGACGGUGCGUGCCUCCCUGAACCGAAAUCACAAUCCCACUCAAGGAUCAACUUGGAGAAACUGUAAUCUGAAACUGAAAGCGUUGACUGGUUUCACAAUUACUUACCUGGGAUGUGUGUGUGUGGGGCGCAAUAAUGAGGCUAAAGCAAUUGACAAGGUAUUCGCCAACUUUUUCUGGCCGCCCCGCACACCGCAGCAACGUGACAAGAGUCUGAAGGAGGAAGUGCUCUUCGAGGUUGGCGAAUUGGGCAUCAAAUUUUCCAGCGUAGCAAGGAGAUGUUUAAUGAAGAGUCACAUGUUCAUGGAAAUUUCUGGUUGUUCAUGCAUUACAUUGAUGCCAAAUUAUUUCGCUUACAUCGCAGGGAAUGCAAACAGUCAACCAAAAUUUUCUUAUUACUUUUUCUGCGCACCUGAUGCCGAAAUCGCCAAUGUCAUCAUGCAAUUAAUGCAGCAAGGAUUCCGCCGCACAAAUUACGCUGUUUAAUCGCAAUGGUACCACAAAUGUUACUCUAACUUUAGAUAAUAUUUUGAUACUAAUAAAGAAUACAUUAUACAUUAAUAUAAUACAUAUAUCACAAUAGUAACAAUUAAUAAAUUUUGUUUAAAAUUA